AUAUUUAAUGUAAAAAAAGAAAUACCAAGCAAGUAAGUAUAUUCAGUGAUGUUUUAUGGGUUUUAUGGGAAGUCGCCCAUUGGGCAUUGAAACAUAUUUGAUCACCAUUAGUUUGACUAUAAAUGUGCAUUGAACAUCGUUCAUUGAACUAACCUUACUAUAUAUACGAAAUAAUUGUCACGGCUGUCAAAAAACCUGAAAUAAAGUUACUCAUGCAACAUUUCCCAACUUCAUUAUGACGUUUGCAUGUAGAUAUCUGGAAGUGAAAAUAUUACUUCGAAAAACAACUAUGCUGAACUUGAUUUUUCUUUUGGUUCCUCUCAAUUCAGCAAUAAUAUUCAAUGAGUCACAAAUGAGUCAGUCAGUAGAUUGGGAAAUUUCAACAUCAGUGGAACAAAAAACUAAACUAGAAAAAUAUUCUAGAUGUGGAAGUGACUUGAAUAUAUUGGAUUGUGACUCGCCAAAACAGUUUUCAAUAAGCGAAGUGAAUGAAAUCCAAUCGCAAUAUAAAACUGGGAAUAAAUGUAUCACCACGAGAUUAUCCUCAAAUUGGAUUCUUAUUUACGAAAACGGAACAGUACAAAACCUACAACAUUUUCAGAAUGAAGAAACGUUAGUCAUUGAACCUUUUUCUCUUGGAAAAGGAAGUUAUCAGGCGCUUUUGUAUGUUGAAGAAUAUAAUGAAAACGGCAUUAAAGAUUUCCUUUCCAAACAGUGUUUUUUCGAGAUUAGACCAGAACAAUCAAUACCAGUAAAAGAAGAUGGUGAAAAAGUUUCCAUGAAUACUGACGAAGAGUUUAUACUCGAUAGCAGAGACUCGAUUGAUCCAAAUGUUCCCCCUAACCAUACUGAAACUUCACACUACGAAUGGAGAUGUAAGACUUCAAGAAGGAACCGGCCUGACUCAUGCAGACAGAACCUUGGCAGUGGUGCCACUUCAACCAUUCCAGACGAGUAUGCUGUUGAGGGAUUGAUAUAUAACUUUAGAUUAUCUGUUGGAAACAAAAACUCAGCCCGGCGGAAAACAAGCCAAAUUGUUGAACCGAGAGGAAGAGGAGGGAUGCUUUUCAAUAUGCAUUUCUUGGAAAACUGCAGACCAAUAUGUGACGUAGAGAAAAAAAUAGUUUUCGAGGCCAUGUGUGAAGCUAAUUGCGAACGAAUGAACGAAAAUGCAACAUUCUUCUGGACAGUUGAUAUUCUGGACUUUGAUUAUAAGACAAACACUUCUGGAAGAGAAGGCAAACAAUUCACCAUCAAGGCGGAUGUGUUAGAACCAGAUAAAAAGUAUAAAGUCGGAUACAAACUGAAAGGAGAUCCAUCAGAUGGGGUCUUUGUAGAUCUACUAACCCACAAAGGUCCAAAAUUGAGAUAUUGUCAGUUGAAUCCCGACAUUGGCACAGCCUUGGUAACUGAUUUCCAUGUUAUCUGCGGUCAGGAACCAGGGAGUUACACGUACAAAAUUUAUCUUGUAUCUGAUGACGUAGAAUUUCUACUCACCACAGGAACUUCACUAUAUGAUAUGCCCUUUCACUUGAACGAAAAUUCAGAUAUCAGAAUCGAAAUAAUUGACGAGUAUCACUUCACAGAUUCAGUAACAGUAUUCGCAGAGGUGAUAAAAUUACCUGGCCAAUCACAACCGGAUGGAAAACCAAAUACAGAGUAUAUAGAAGGAAAAUAUUUCAAUGCAGCCCAGAAUUUGUCCGUAUUCAACCUUCUUUCAUCUAAUAGAAUACAUCAACUUUUGCAAACCCUUAAUAUGUUGACUGACGAAUUGCCCAAUUUGCCAAAUGUUACCCUAAAUGUUCUAAAAGAGUAUCAUCUAAAAACUUUGGAUAUAUUGAGGAAAUUGCCGUUGGAUAAUAAAGAAGUGGCAAAACAAGUGGCUGCCGUUACAAGUAAAAUAGCAAAACAAUAUGAAUCAAAGUCCGAUCCUUGGACUUCCGAAGCAAUCACAGAUGUGUGCCAGUUCGGAUCCAACAAAUAUCUAGGACACGUGAAAGAUGAGAAAUAUGUCGGCAUGAUAGCUGAUGACAUUGAAAAGGCAGUACGGAUGUUCUCUGGAUGUUCUCGAGCACUUGAGGGUGAAAAUCCUGAAAUUCUUCAAGUACAAGGCACUUUCGUAGAGACUACUACUCCUUUCGUUUUGGUCGAUUUUCCGGUGAUUACAGAAGAUUAUCCUGAUUACGUCGAUGAUCAAAAUAUCUCGAAAAUGUUGACGAAGUACGACACUGCCUGCAGAAACAUAGUCAAUCAGUGCUACGUGAACGCAAGGACAUUGGCGUUGUCGAUGGUUAACAGAGAAGACACAAAGGUUAUUGCCAACGGCAAUUUUGAAAUCGCAGCAACAAGAGAAAUGGGACUCGAUAUUCCUUAUGUACUUAUAUCGUCUCAAGGUGUGGAAUUGUUAGCUUCGGAAGAUUUCGUUGAAUACGAAAAAAAAGAUGUCGAUGUUUUGUUAUGUACAGUGUCCAAAAACCUGUUUUGGUGGUCACAAAAGGAGAAAAUCCCAACCGCACUAGCGAUGUUACUUUUCUCCGUCGAGGAAGAGGUCAUAACGAAAUUCGUAAAACCAUUUUUGAUAUCAUUCAAAAACAUUGAGAAUAAAACCGCUGCGACUGUAUUACACACAAGCAGAACGCCCAGUCAAACAAAUUCUACUUUGCCUCUGGAUAUUUAUGCUUUUGAACGGAUUACAAUGUUUCGGAUAGAUGUCUUCAGAAAACAAGGAUACAUCAUUGAGUUUGAAGAAUUGGCAUUGAAUGAGAGCCUCAAUGUUUAUGUUUCAGAUUUCGUGAAACCCACUCCGAAGGAAUUCAGAGAUAAAGCCAAAUUGGUUACCCACAACCAUAACACGCUUUACAUUCCGCAUGAACUCGACUAUGAUGGUUGGCAUUAUCUAUGCGUUUUACCCGGGAUAUCAGAUCAACAGGAUCAGGAAUUCAAGUUCCGAGUGUACACCAUGUCCUGCUACCAUUGGGAACCGUCAAUAAGGAAUUGGGAAUUCUCCUGCGGGUCAGACUCAAGUACAACUUUUGAGCGUUUCGAUUGUCUCUGUUACCACUCUUCAGUUUUGUCUGGCAAGAUAAAGAAUAAUGAUCUCAGAGAGGAAAAAUCAACUUACACAAUGCAUGAACUUGAGCUGGAGACAAACUUCAUCAUAUUCAUUUCCGUAGCGGUAGCUUUUUCCCUUUAUUGUGUUCUGCUGAUCUACAUCACACUGUCUUCAAGGAAGAUCUCUGAAAAAAGCAUUUACUUCUUGAGUGAUAUUCCUAGUUCUCAUCGAUUUGGAUACCUCCUCAUUGUGAAAACUGGGAAUAAAUCUGGAGCUGGAACGACAUCAAAUAUAGUAAUAAAAUUGUAUGGAAAAAAUUCGGAGAGUAAGGAGCACGUUUUGAACUUUCCCGAUCCAGAGAAAAGAAUCCUGCAACAUAAUCAGGGAGAUUGGUUUUUUCUAGCAACGAAACUCCAUUUGGGGGAGAUUGAAAAACUGGAAAUUUGGUUCGAUUCUUUAGGUUUACGGCCCUCAUGGUAUUGCUCUGAGAUAGAAGUUGUUGACCUACAAAUGAACAAAUAUUGGUGGUUCAACAUCAACUAUCGAUUUGAAAUAGGCGAUAAAGAAAAUCAUUUUCUCACUGCUGUACCAGAAAGUCCACCAUAUGUAAAGAAAAAACGAAGAAUUUCAUUUAGGAAAUUCUCACUUCACGGAUGCCACAUGUGGAAUAUAUUUCACGACGAUGAAGUUACUAUUUCAAGAACCAAGAGACUCACAAUCAUGCUGUCAAUCUUCAUGACCACAUACACUAUAAUUUUGUUUUUAUACGGCUGUCCAAAAUUGCAGAAUAGCGACAGUGUAGGCCAGUAUUCGGAGUACGGCUUUCACAUGCACCUAUUAUGGACUACAUUGGGUGGUUUUGCUAUAACGUUUCUCAUACAUAUGCCCAUUGUAUAUUUUUUCAGAUUUUAUCAAGAAGAAAAAAGCGGUGAGAAAGUUGGACUACUUGGAAAAUAUUCAUUCCAGAUAAAUCUAUUUUGUUGGGGUUUGGUGAUUUUCCUCGUUAUUGCUUGUAUGACGACAUUACUCAUUUUAGGAUACUGGGUGCCACAUGUAACUGCUUUAUUGUGGUUGACGUCGACUGUGGUCAGUCUCCUCAUUUACAUUUUUUUACUGGAAAAUUUAGUCACGAUUGUUUAUAAUUUCAUCCUUAGGAGAACAAAAAGAUUGGUUCACAUUUUACGUCGAAUAAAACCGAUAAUGGCUUCCAUAGAAGCUCAAAGGGCAUAUAUUUAUAGAAAAUUCAGCGAAAACUCGUUAAGAUCCUACUACAGACACUUAUACAAACCACUAGAUCCUGCCCGAAUCAAAGAACAGAAACAUUGGGCUCAUAUCAAGGAAAGCACCUUCGAAAUUGUGGAAGAUCUCAUCAUGAUAACUAUAUACGUUCUGCUGUUAUACACGGUAAUUUUGAAGGAUAAAGAUCCGAUGACCUUUUUGAGCAAUCGAGAAGCGCAUGAUCUGAUUAUUGGAAUACAUUCCAGGACGAUACCGAAAGGACAUGCACUUUUUGAUCGAAAAGAAAUUCAGGAAUAUAUCACAAAUACAUUGGUUUUCUCCAUGCAAUCUCCUCAAUGGUACGGCAAAUACGUAAUCAAAGAUCCUGGUAUGACCAUUGAUAACAACAAUAAAUAUAUUGGCAUAGCUCGUCUUCGACAGCUCAGAUCAACUAAUGUCAGUUGUGUGGUAGUUUCACCUAUGGAAUUUGUAACUCAAGAAUGCAUUCACGAGUUUUCCGAAGGCCCUGAGUACGAAGAUUUCAGCGAAACGUGGGGGCAUGACGAAAAUUCUGAUGAGUUUUCAAGAAUGGACCAGGUGUGGAACUACAAUGCUUAUACAGUAACUGGCAGCUUCAGUUAUGUUGGAAAAUUCGCUACUUAUCCCGGUGGCGGCUACGUUGCCACUUUAGGCCGAACUAUGAAGAAUUCCCUGACCAACCUUAACUAUAUUUUUCGCAACAAAUGGAUCGACAGAUUCACUAGAUGUCUUUUCAUAGAAUUCCUCUUGUACAAUUCCAAUAGUAAUCUUUUCCAGUCGAUUGUGAUUAAAUUCGAAAUAAGCACCAGUGGACUCAUCAGAACGAAAUUCAAUGUGAAUUCUGCACGUCUGCUGUUUGUCAAAGAAAAAACCGGAUUGUUAUUAACAAUUCUAUUAUUCUGCUUCGUUCUCAUGAUAAUCAUUUUAUCAGUAAAGCUAGUUCUCAAAUUAGUACGAAAGAAGAAGAAAAUCGUAUUCAAAGAUCUGUGGCACAUAGUGGAUAUAAUCAUAAUAAUGAUCAGCAUGGCGUGCCUGUUUCUGUAUAUGGAAAGAACUAUAUUGGUGAAACGUUUCCUCGAAAGAAUAGAGAAGGCCAAGCAUAACGAGUUUGUCAACUACUUCCACCUCUUCUUUGCAGAAACAGCUCUCACUUCCCUAGCAGCUUUUCUAGUGUUCAUAGCCACCUUGAGGCUGUGGAAGCUGUUGAAGUUCUUACUGAUCAUAAAGAUCGCCGAGAAAACUCUAACAUCAUCCCUGGGACCUAUUGCUUCUAUAUUUCUUUACCACAUGCUAACCAUUUUCAUUUUCACCCUCGUUGGUAUGGUAUUUUUCGGGGAUCAGUCUAACGAUUUCAAAGACCUACUGGAUUCCGCAGUUACUCUCCUUCUCAUGUCGUUGUCUUUCCAUCAAGAUUUCGAUUUCUCAUCGCUGAAAACUCCCUUGCACCAAUCUUACUACAGCUUCUACAUGCUAAUUUCGUUAUUUUUCCUCACGUUGUAUGUAGCUAUUAUCACGAUUUCUUAUGCAGAGGCGCAAGUAUUUUAUUCUAAAGGACAAGGAUAUGACGUUUUUGAUUAUUUGAAGGAACAGUACCAGUACUAUAAAGAGGUUGCUGGGGUCAAGCUGAGGAACUCGAGAAUUCGUGGGGGUGAAGAGGAUGGUUCUGAGGUUCGGAAAUGGGUGUUCCCAAAAGCUGACGUUCACAGAUAUGCAAAUUGUCUGACGCUGCCUAAAAAUAAAACCAACGCCAUGGUAUACGUCACCCUUGCAAUCCUGAGAAGCAUGAAGAGGAACCAAAAGCUGACUGCAGAUGAUGAGAACUUAAUCAAAUUGAUGAUUGUAAAUUUAUUUAGGGAAGAUUCAGAGGAGAACGAUUUCUUUUUCAUAAGCCAUGCCAAGCCUGGGAAAGCAACACUAGUGGAUGAUUUGGUGUUUCUGAAGAUGGAAAAAGUGUUAACGGUUCUCUUCUCCAACAGAGGUAAACAUAAGGAGCAACUUUAUGAUAAACUACUGGAGAACACUGAAAAAAAAUUAGAAAAAAUGUCAUAUAAUUUAUCAGUUUUAAUGAAUUCACUUGAUAGAAUUGAUUUUAGAGUUGAGGAUUAAAGUAGUUUGGUUGCAAA
Messenger RNA from Leptinotarsa decemlineata (Colorado potato beetle), 6432 nucleotides. RefSeq names its product polycystin-1-like protein 2. Gene Ontology annotation, molecular function: protein binding; calcium ion binding; calcium channel activity. The record is from RefSeq and is a predicted model, not a curated record. NCBI's taxonomy places the organism in Eukaryota, Metazoa, Arthropoda, Insecta, Coleoptera, Chrysomelidae. Gene Ontology annotation, cellular component: membrane. Gene Ontology annotation, biological process: detection of mechanical stimulus.